AUGGCGUGGUACGAGGGAGACCUUCAGAAGGCCAUCGCUGAGGAAGAUUGGCCAAAGGUGCUGGCGUACUUCGAGGUUGUCAACACCGCUAGAAGCGACUCGUCUCGGCCUGCCAUGUACCAAUCCUCCUCGAGCCGCAUGCAGAGGGAGCUCUUCAGCCCCCUCUCGGUGUGGGCGCAGUCGAUGAGCAUCAAGGGGACCGGAGCCAAGCUCCGGGCAUUGUUGUCCCAGGAGGAGAAGUUGGAGCAAGCUAUGGCCAGCCUUGAGAAAGCGGCCAGCGGGAAGAGUCUAAAGGAAGGGGAGAGCCAAGGCCAGGCGGCAAAAGCUGCGUGGGAGGCGGGAAGGGACGCGCUUCAGGAGUAUGUGGAAGUCGCGAACAAGGGGAUGGUUCGCUCGUUGAGGAAGAUCGACACACCGUUUUCUACGUAGUGCGGGUAGAGCACCCUCCUUCAUUCUGCGGUCGGAGAAAGGGACGUUGCACGGACCCAGCCAGCAAGGCAGCCAACCUGGCAACCAGAUGAAUCUUGUAGUCUGCAGUCGAGUUGUAAUCGGCCUGGUCUGGCCCCUGUCCUCUUGCUGAAGGUUGCUAGCCUUUCUUUUUUUGGACGCAGAGCGCGCCGCAACUUCGGGACUUUGGGGGGGGAGAAGCUCAGGCCAUGCUUAUUGAGGUUAUUGCUUGAACCUUUGGGGACCCAGUGUUGUCGAUGUUGGGUUGCCCCGUAGGGAAAACGAAGACCGGGGACCCUCGCUGAAAGGACGGUCCUGUUGUCGACUAAUUUCGCGCGUACUUGUGUCCGCCACGUCCUUUUGCCAUAUGGUGUGCGUACCUUCUCGCGUGGCCCUUUUGGCGAUUGUCUUCAUGGCUGCCGGACCCAUUGACUUUGGGCCCAAAUCUUGUCCCGGACCUUUUUAUUUGUAGGAGCAUAGUUCUCAUCGCGCGAGGAGUUGGAGGAACUUUGUUGCAGGUAUUCGUGGCCUACACACUAGAUACAUUACAAC
Molecule: messenger RNA, 999 nt
Organism: Ectocarpus siliculosus
Lineage: Eukaryota; Phaeophyceae; Ectocarpales; Ectocarpaceae
Source: the annotation of a GenBank genome assembly